Molecule: messenger RNA, 1930 nt
Organism: Thrips palmi
Lineage: Eukaryota; Metazoa; Arthropoda; Insecta; Thysanoptera; Thripidae
Product: leucine-rich repeat extensin-like protein 5
Exons: 7
Coding region: 194-1543 (449 amino acids)
Source: RefSeq, a predicted model, not a curated record
CAACCUCCGCUUAGAAUUCUCCAACGAACUGGUGUACCUCAAAGCAUCAGUGAAAUCGAUCAAUGGAUGUGCACACUCACACUUUCAUCGAAGCACUCACCUUCCUAGGAAUCUGGAAAGUCGGUAAUCCUGUCGUAGAGACCUGUCGCCAACGCUGACCAGCCGCACAGGAGAAGGGGAGGAGCAGCUAGGGAUGGAGUGCAUCGUGUGCCUGGAGCCGUACGACGAGGGCCGCCACCGCCCCAAGGCGCUGCCGUGCGGCCACUCGCUGUGCUUGGACUGCGUGGCGAACCCGCAGCUGGGCCGGAAGUGCCCUGAGGACCGCGUGAGAUUUCAUGGAUCAGCUGACACUCUCCCAGACAACAUAACGGUGCUCAGAAUGCUGACGGCACCUGCACGGCCCCCUCCCGCCCCCACCACGGACCACGCCCACCUGGAGGGGCUGCUGCAGCGCGGGCUGGCGUCCGCCGAGAAGGUGAUGCAGCGCGUGGACGACGACCUGACUCGCCACGGUGCCGGGGAUUGGCUGCUGUACCAGAACAGGCUCCAACGGGGGCUGCAGCUUCUGCAGGCCUCGCAGCGAAUGCCCUCGGAUGACGUCAGGAAGAGUCUCUCCGAGGCCGCUCGGCGCAUGCAGGAUGGCGAGCGCCUGCUGUCGGGUGUGGACCGCUGCACUGUAACGGUGCGGGACCGCGAUGGAGUGAUGAGGAGUGCCGACCUGCAGACCGGGGAGCUCCCUGUCUGCCUCUUGCUGCGCCUCCAAGACGGCGGUCGACUUGUCCCGAUGGUCCAGGAGGAGCCACGGGCCCAGGCGCCGUGUCUGCCUGCGGAACCACCGCCCACUACGGCAUCAUCGCCGAUGUCUUCCCCAGCAGUGUCUCCUCAGACGUCCUCACAGGCAUCACCAGCCCUGUCUUCCCCGCCAGCGUCUCCGACCACAUCCUCAGUGUCGUCCCCACCAGCAUCACCACCUAUGUCAACCCCUCCGACAUCUCCACAGACCUCGUCAACACCGACAUCAACACUGGCGUCGUCUCCACCGACAUCACCAAUAGCAUCGUCACCACCGACUUCACCAAUAGCGUCGUCACCACCGACAUCACCAAUAGCGUCGUCACCACCGACAUCACCAAUAGCGUCGUCACCACCGACAUCACCACUGGCGUCGUCCCCACCAACAUCACCAAUAGCGUCGUCACCAAUAACGUCGUCACCACCGGCGUCGUCCCCGCCAACAUCACCAAUGGCCUCGUCACCUCCGACGUCACCAGUGGCGUCGUCACCACCGACAUCACCAAUAGCCUCGUCACCACUGACAUCACCAAUAGCCUCGUCACCACCGACAUCACCAAUCGCUUCGUCACCACCGACAUCGCCAAUAGCCUCGUCACCACCGACAUCACCAAUAGCCUCGUCACCACCGACAUCGCCAAUAGCUGCGCCACCACGAGUCACUGAGCGCGGUGCUGUGAAACGGCAAGGCCCAUCAGGUGCACGCGGUUGUGUCAAAAAAUUUCGAUUUGUGUAUUCCUUGGAUGAUUGAGGUGAGACCGUGUCAAUGGCCAUAGAGCGACAACGCAUCUUCCAAUUUUUAUGAAACUCCUGAUUUCAUGUGGGAGCGGGUAGGCUUCAAAUUAUAUCGUCGUCAUUAUGAACAAAAGUUUUAAGUUUGAUUAAACAUUGGUGAAAAAUUCGGAACUCAGAUGUAAUUUAAAUUCUGCUCCAGGUUUCUUUGUGGUCUUAAUUGUCUUCAUGAACAAAUUAGGUUAAAGUUGAGAAAAAUUGUUUUACUCUUAUCAUGCGACUUAUCUUUGAUUGUAGAUACGUAUUUUGAGGUCUAUUUCACGUUGCAGAGAGUCAAUGUUAAUGGAACUUGAGAUUGGUGAAUGAUCAUUAAAGUUUGUUUUAAAAUAUCUUUUAUUCAGAUGCA